UUGGUUUGCUCUCAACUUACUCUUUACUUCUUUCAAUUCUUAGCUUGGUACGAUGGUAAUCAUGCCAGACGAUGACGAGCUUAGUACGAUUUUAAUGAUGCCUGACGAUGACGAGGUGCAGAAAGAAGUCUUUGCGGGGACUUUGUUUAAAGAAAGACUCGGAAUUUUUCUUGGGGUUAGAAAAAGAGGAUGGAGGCCGGAGAAUAAUAACAAGGUUGACUGUGAGUGCCAUUCGUGCAUGAAAUGCCCACAUUGCGGUCACGAGGACAAGGUGCCUGUGAAGUGUUUUGCGAAACUGAAUAGAUAUUCAUAUAUGCUCUUCUUUAUGUACAGUGGUUUUUGCCAACGCCAACGAAUGAGCCUGUGGGGUCCUGUCCGAGAGACCUGAAGACGCCCAAAUUGAAAGAUUUAGACUCCCACGUCGGGUGUUCAGAACAUGGGAAGACGCCAAA
Messenger RNA from Spizellomyces punctatus DAOM BR117, 452 nucleotides. RefSeq lists its product as uncharacterized. Bases 53 to 388 code for a protein of 111 amino acids. The transcript has a single exon. The record is from RefSeq and is a predicted model, not a curated record. Lineage: Eukaryota; Fungi; Chytridiomycota; Chytridiomycetes; Spizellomycetales; Spizellomycetaceae.